Symphalangus syndactylus (siamang) is the source of this 7013-nucleotide messenger RNA. RefSeq names its product G protein-coupled receptor associated sorting protein family member 3 (gene GPRASP3). The record is from RefSeq and is a predicted model, not a curated record. Gene Ontology annotation, cellular component: cytosol; nucleus. Lineage: Eukaryota; Metazoa; Chordata; Mammalia; Primates; Hylobatidae.
CACCCAGCAGUCCCUGGUUGGGUCGUUGGGGUGGGGGUGCAGACACACCAAGGGGCGGUUUGGUAUCCAUCCGCUGCUCUCUCCAGCACUGCUCUUCCCAACCUCCUGAUCCUGUCCUCUGCCCGGGCCCCCAGCCGCCCGCCGGUCCCAUAUAUUAUAGCAACGCCAGAAAUGUGGUGGUGGUCGCCACGUUAGGGUCCGCGGGGUCCUCCUGAGGCAGCCUGUUGCCAACCCGCAGGCCCAGGCUGGGGCUCGUCAUGGCCCCGCCCACCUCUGGGUCGGAACUAAGGUGGGCCUGGGAAGGGGCGCCGAGCACUUUCGCGCCGUAUCCCUCCGCCCCACUUCCCGACACCCUCGCGGAGAGCGGUGUUUGCAGAAUCCUGCGCAGCCCCUGCCCAGUUUGGUGCAGAGGCGUCGGGGGCGGGACGCGUCUUUGCCAUUCGGAUCGCGGGGAAAGCGGUGAGAAUCCAAGUGAGGAGCCGCCAGAGGAGAGCUGAGGAGAGGAGGGGGAGGUCGACGACCUGGGCCCUGGGCCUCUGAAGGCAAGUGGAGGUGCGUGAGGUUGGGGUGGUCCGCCAGGGUGGACCGACUGGCAGCCUGCCCCGCCGACCCUGACAGCCUGGCAAGGAGGAGACGAUCCGGUCGGAGUCGGGCGCCGGAGAGAGGUGCGCAGUGCCCGAGACCCCUGGCGAUUGGGAGGCGGUGACCGGUGCAGGCCGGGCCAGGCCAGGCCAAGGGCCGAGGGGCUGGCUUGAGAGGCACCGUCAGAUCGUCUGGAGGAGAACCGCGCUGACCGCUUCCCAGCCAGCUUUGCAGGCGCAGGCGCCCCGCCCUCUACGGUGUCUGUGCCCGGAAAGGGCUGUGGGGGAGCUCCUGCGGGAGAAAUGGCGGAGCGGGAGCCAUUGUGGGGGGCGCCCGGGAAGGUCGGUGGGGGCCGGCGUCCCAGCUCUGUGCCCAGCCCACGAGAGGUGGGCCGCGUUCGCUACUUGGGGCCCUGAUUCCGGAAAGGGGCCUGUGGGACCCUGUGUCUUGGGUGCUGUCCCUUCCCACAGGCUCCAGGUGGUUGUCAAAGUCUCCUGCCUGCGUGGUAGGUCUGUUGGGUUCUCCAAAAGUGGAACUUUGAGUGGGUAAAUUAUGAAGACACUAAAAUGAAAUGUUUAACUGCCUUUUAAUACCGCACUGUUUUAUUGCCUUACAUAUUUAGAUCCCCACAUCCAGUUUUGUGCAAGCAAAUAGGGUGUGGACUUGGUCGAAUUUCACAACAGUGGUCCAUGUAAAUAACACGGUAGUAUUUUUCCACCUUUCUUGUUCAGGAUCUGUUUUCUCAACAUGCUGAUCCACUUUAAGUAAUGUAAUGAUGUGUGAGAAUGUGGGUUCCGAGUAGAGGGGAAAUCUUUUUGAAGGGGUCAAUUUAGAACAUUUGAAGUCAGUCUGCUUCUUCAAUUUAUGGUUCUGGAAACCAAAACUCCAUCUCCAGCCACUCCUCACAGACUCUAUCAUUUUGGUACAGAAAUAGUCCCACAGAAGAAUUCAUGGCAUUUCUGAUGGUGGAUAUCUGAGGAGCUAUGAGAGUUGGGAGACUUUAUUUACUUAGUUUCUGAUUCUCAAAAAGGAGGUGUUAGAAUCCGAAUUCUGGGAAUCUGUCCAUUAACCUGCUAUUUUUCUACCAUUGUUAACAUAGUCUCUUGGGGUUAUUUUUUGCUAAUUGCUCCGCCUUCUUUUUGUAGGGCGUGACUCUUCUUUGGUGGGAAGGAUAGCAUCUCCUGAGAACCCGUGCUGUAUGAGCAGGCUGACAUAGGUGGUGAAUAAAGUAGGAUCUAAGAAAGGAGCUGUAACUUCUAUUGGGAAAAUGACUGACUUCAAAGUUGGCAGGAGGUGUAAUCAGGCUGCAGGUCUUGGGGUGAUUAGGGAAUCAUUGAGGAAGAGCAGACAGAUGGGAGACAUUUAACAUAGCCUUGAAUAUUCAAAAUCAUAUGUUAUAACCCUUGUUAUGGGCAUUAGGUCAUCUUAGUCUCUUCUGUUUUCUUUCCUCUGCCUUCCUUUCUAUCCUUAGGUCUGUUCCUUUCUAGGUUCCAGUAGAGAUCUGUAUGUAGCUGUUCACUUGGAAGUUAAUUAAGAAAGAGAACAAAAACUAUUCAUUUGGAUUCAAGGUCCAUCUCCACUGGUGGCUGUGGUGGCUUUGGAUUGUUGGAAGACCAUCACCUUCAGCAGGUCUGCACUUGGGAACAAUCAUUCUCCCCCAGCCCGAGCGUGCCUCUGCCCUCUGUAUCAUUGACAGAGGCUGUAUGUUUGGAAAGAGAACUUUGUGACUGCAGAACUGAUAGUUGACUCUAAUUCUUGCUACCAAGUUUUUCCCUGACCCAGUGAAAGAGUGUUAAGACUUCGACCUAGGACACAUUGAGAACCAAGGCCAAGACUGGACAGGGCCAUAUAACUGGGCUUCAACCAUGACUGGGACUAAGAAUAAGACAAGAGCCCAGGCCAAAACUGAAAAAAAGGCUGCUAUACAAGCUAAAGCUGGAGCAGAGAGGGAGACUACUGGUGUUGUUAGGCCUGUAGCCAAGACUAGGGCCAAAGCAAAAGCCAAGACAAGGUCUAAGACAGAUGCAGUAGCAGAGAUGAAGGCAGUGUCUAAGAACAAGGUUGUUGCUGAGACAAAGGAAGGAGCUCUGUCAGAGCCUAAGACUCUGGGCAAAGCCAUGGGAGAUUUCAGUCCCAAGGCUGGGAAUGAGUCCACCAGCUCCACAUGUAAAAAUGAGACUGGUACUGAUGCCUGGUUCUGGGCUGGGGAAGAGGCCACUAUCAAUUCCUGGUUCUGGAAUGGAGAAGAGACUGGUAAUAGUUCCAGCACUAAGAAUGAUAAACCUGAAAUUGGUGCCCAGGUCUGUGCUGAGGAGUUGGAGCCUGCGGCUGGAGCCGAUUGCAAACCUAGGUCAGGGGCUGAGGAGGAGGAGGAAGAGAAUGUUAUUGGGAACUGGUUUUGGGAAGGAGAUGAUACUAGUUUUGACCCUAAUCCUAAACCUGUGAGCAGGAUAGUUAAGCCUCAGCCUGUGUAUGAAAUUAAUGAAAAAAAUAGGCCCAAGGACUGGUCUGAGGUAACUAUCUGGCCCAAUGCCCCUGCUGUAACUCCAGCUGUGUUAGGAUUUAGAUCCCAGGCACCAUCUGAGGCAAGCCCUCCUUCAUAUAUUGUUCUGGCCUCCGCUGAAGAAAAUGCCUGUUCUUUGCCCGUGGCAACAGCUUGCCGCCCUUCUAGGAACACUCGCUCAUGCUCACAGGCUAUCCCUGAGUGUCGUUUUGAUUCUGACCCCUGCAUCCAGACCAUAGAUGAGAUUAGACAUCAAAUCAGGAUCAGGGAGGUAAAUGGGAUUAAGCCAUUUGCUUGUCCUUGCAAAAUGGAAUGCUAUAUGGAUUCUGAGGAAUUUGAAAAACUUGUUAGCUUACUUAAGUCAACUACUGAUCCUCUUAUUCAUAAAAUAGCACGGAUUGCAAUGGGUGUCCAUAACGUUCACCCAUUUGCCCAAGAGUUUAUUAACGAAGUAGGUGUAGUGACACUUAUUGAAAGCUUGCUCAGUUUUCCUUCCCCUGAAAUGAGAAAAAAGACUGUAAUUACUCUGAAUCCUCCUUCUGGGGAUGAGAGACAACGCAAAAUUGAAUUACAUGUUAAGCAUAUGUGUAAAGAAACCAUGUCAUUUCCUUUGAACUCACCAGGACAGCAAUCUGGAUUAAAGAUACUAGGACAACUGACUACUGAUUUUGUCCAUCACUACAUUGUUGCCAAUUACUUUUCAGAGCUUUUCCAUUUGCUGUCCUCAGGAAAUUGCAAAACCAGAAAUCUUGUUUUGAAACUACUUUUAAAUAUGUCUGAAAAUCCAACUGCAGCCAGAGACAUGAUCAAUAUGAAGGCAUUGGCAGCAUUAAAACUCAUCUUUAACCAGAAAGAGGCAAAAGCCAAUCUUGUUAGUGGUGUGGCCAUAUUUAUUAACAUAAAGGAGCAUAUCAGAAAAGGCUCAAUUGUAGUUGUUGAUCACUUGAGUUAUAAUACACUCAUGGCCAUUUUCAGGGAAGUUAAAGAGAUUAUUGAAACAAUGUAAAACGAGCCAGAGAUAGAACAUUUUGAGCCAUCUCCAAACUCUAGCAGGCUGUACAUUACAGUGUACACAUUAUACACUGCAUCUUUAACACAGAGUCACCUGUGACAGGCUCUAGGUUUGAGCUAGACUAUUUUGGGAGUAUCAAAUGAAUAUUAUACCUUGGGCUGAAAAUGUUUGAUUUUUAUCUUGUCUAGAUUGGCAUAUUUUUAACAUUUUACUUAAGAUAGCAAACCAGUUCGUUUUAAGUAAGCUAACUUGUUCAUUAGUAUCUGCUUAGAUACAUCUGUGGCUUAAAAGGGCAAAAAAGAAAAUAUCCUUGAGUUUGUAAUCUAGUUACAGAAGUAAGGCAUACACACACACACAAAGAUAACAGUACCUAGAGAGAGAGUGUGUGUGAGUGUGUGUCUCUGUGUGUGCACGUGCACGCUCAUGGCCAAAUGUGUGCACUCUACAUAAAGGAGGCAGGAGUUGCUAUAGGCUAUUUAAUGUAAGAGAAACUACUAUUUUUCUCCUGUUCCAGCUGUAUCAGAUACUCGUUCUACAACACAGAAAUGACUCAGAAUCUCAGACAAAAUGUAUUAUUUGUUCAAUUUUAAUUUUGCUACCACAUUCAUAACUCUUAAAUUGUUAGGCUGUUUCGUUUACAUCAAAGUUAUCUCACAAAAGAGAAGGCAGGAAACGUUUUGUGAGUGCCUAUUCUAUGUCAAACACUGUGUUGGCACCAUAUUUUACAAGUUUUUUUCCUCUUCUCACAGUGAUCUUGUGAGCUAGUUACUUGUAUUUUUAUUAGAACUCAUUAUUCUGGGUACCCUCCAAUGAGAAUUAGAGAGGUUAAAUACCUUUUCCUAGAUUCCCACAGCAGGCAGGUGGCAUAGCUGUUUUGUCUGACACCAGAACCCAUCCCACCACACUGCUUUACAGUCUUCCUGAAGGACAUUUUGAGGUGGGGGGCCUUCAAAGCUCAGAGACUGGUUUUAAUGGUUUAAUUUUGCAAUGGAUCAUGUCCAUGCCAGGUGUUACAAUUCUUAACUUCCUCCAAAUUCAUGUGUCCAUUAGACAUUUGGCUACAUCUGGCUGGAGGUCAGGAGAAAAUUCUGAGGUAAAUAGAUGGAUUUUAUCUGGCAGUGUCGAAAAUAGUAGGAGCCCAAAACUUUGUUCAACGAGUAAGAUGUAGAUUUGGAGUCAUCAGCAAGGGAAACUUGUUAGAUCUCCUUUGUACCUUUUUCUAUCCAUUUGUAUUUUUUCUUUCCCAAAGAGCUGAAAUCAUUUUAUACCCUGAAUUUAAAAGGUAAUUGCUUUUUUCCUCCUUGCGAAAUCAUACCUUAAUUUUUUUUUUUUUUUUUUUUACCAUUUAUGAUUUAUUCUCCUGUGUGUCAUAUGAAAGGCCAAGGGGCUUUAUCUUUUACUAGUAGGCAAGCCUGGGCAUUUCUGCAUUUGUACCAGCUAACACUACAAAAUAGACUUAAUUAGAGAAAUUUUGACCCAGAAUUGCAGCUUCAACAACACAAAACAGGAAAGCUAGAAGAGGUUGCUGUGUCAACCUACAAGAUAGUGAUUCUUGGAAGUUGAUAUGGACCAGAAAGCAUUCCCAGGACAUUUAAGCUAUGGCUGAGUUCUCUAAGACUCAUGGUGGGAAUUAUAAUCCCUAGUCUAAGCUGAUAUGAAAGUUUCUAUGUGUGAAAAUAUGGAGUUAUAUGCUUUGAGAUUUUCUGCCAGUUAAGAAACUAAAACAAGAUCAUACUGUAAAUGUAACUUGCUUCCCCCCAGUUGUAUACUGUAAACAUCUUUGCAUGUCAAUAAAUAUGCCUCUACAACAUAUUUUUGAAUCACUUAAUAUUUUUCCUAUGUUAACAGUUGGUAUAUAGUGUUGUAAUCCUUUAUUGCAUAUUCUCAUAACAUACAAUAUACACAUUCUUUUGCAAAAAUAGGAAUACAGUAUUGAGACUUGCCUUUUCCUCUUAACAGUUAAUCUUUUCAACUUAGUAUAUAUAGAUCUGUCACAUGCUUUUUAUCUAAUAACUUUAUGGAAAUAUAAUUGCCGUACAUUAAGCUGCAUGUUGAAAGUAUACAGUGUGAUCAGUUUUGGAAUGUAUAUACACACAAAACCAUAACCACAAUCAAAAUUGUAAACACAUUCAUCACCCACCAAAGCUACUUUUUUUUUUUUUUUGAGACAGAGUCUUGCUCUGUCACCCAGGCUGGAAUACAGUGGCGCAAUCUCGGCCCACUGCAACCUCUGCUUCCCAGGUUCAAGUGAUUCUCGUGCCUUAGCCUCCUGAGCAGCUGGGACUACAGGUGCAUGCCACCACAUCCAACUAAUUUUUUUUUAUUUUUUGUAUUUUUAGUAGAGACAGGGUUUCACCAUGUUGGCCAGGCUGGUCUUGAACUCCUGGUCUCAACUGAUCUACCCACCUUGGUCUCCCUGAGUGCCAGGAUUACAGGCAUAAGCCACCAUGCCCAGCCUCCCCCAAAGCUUCUUAAUGCCCCUUUGUAAUCCCUCCCUCCUCUCUCUCCCUGUGCCCCUAACCCAGGCAAACGUGGGUCGUUUUCUGACAAAAUAGAAUUGUUUUCAUUUUCUGUAAUUGUGUAUAAAUGGACUCAUACAGCAUAUACUCUUUAGUCGGGAGGGGAUCUGGCUUAUUUCACUUAGUGUAAUUAUUUGAGAUUCAUCCAUAUCAUGUGUCUCACUAUUUCAUUGCUUUUUAUUGCCAAGUAGUGUUCCACCAUAUGGCUUUACCACAGUUUAUUUAUCCAUUCACUUGUUGAUGGACCUUUGGGCUGUUCAGAGUUUGGCCAUUAUAAGUAAAGCAGCUAUGAGCAUUUGUGUACAAGUGUUUUUAUGGACAUAGGCUUUCAUAUCUUUGGAAUGACAUCUAACAAUAUUGAAUCUUCUGACCCAUAAAUAAAAUCUCUCUCCACUUA